GCUCGACGGAAUCAACAGCGCAUUUGCUGCUAACAAAGAAGAAACCCUGGUCUUCCUUAGCAUAGACUAGCUGGGAGAAUUUGUUGCACAAUUUCCUCCGAAAGCGUAAUUUAUUUGUCAUAUCUCCUUUUAAAAUGAUUCUUACUGUGAAGCCGUUGCAGGGAAAGGAAUGCAGUGUACAAGUGACUGAAGAUGAGAAAGUUUCCACAGUGAAAGAGCUCGUGUCUGAACGACUCAACAUCCCGGCCAAUCAACAGCGGUUGCUUUAUAAAGGCAAAGCGCUAGCAGAUGAACACAGACUGAGUGACUACUCCAUUGGGCCAGAAGCCAAACUAAAUCUGGUGAUCCGACCUGUGGGAGAGAGGACCGGAGCUUCAGCGACGGCUAGCAGUAGCGGCAGCACAGCACGAGGGGGAGUGUGGCAGACCGUAUCCACGAUUCUUGCAAAACACUUCAGUCCUGCGGAUGCUGCUAAAGUCCACGAACAGCUGAUCAAGGAUUAUGAACGUUCACUACGACAACUCAGCUUGGACGACAUCGAGCGCUUGGCGGGCAGACUGCUUCACCCGGAGGUGGACGGCAUGGACACAUCGUACAUGGACUAAAGGGAAAAGCUAAUAUGAACGCUUGGACAUGCUUCAAAUACGAUGCGGAGAGCGCCGAGUGUGACUAAUCGACAAGCGAGUUGAAGACUUUUAUCCUCGGAAAGUGGCUCUAAUCUGUGUCAUUAACGCUUGUAUAAUGUCACGGGACAAAAUCACACAAUAUUUGAAGACAGAGGAAUCAUUCAUGAUGUUUGUCUCAUGUUUUACAGCUCCUGGGGAACACAACUUGUCUUAGACAAUAUUUAUUUGCAGUGUUUGGGUGAUGAGUGUUGUUCAGAGACAAGGCAGUACAUUUUCUCUUUGUUGAUAGUUAAUGCGUAUUGAUUGAAUUGUAAAUAUUCUGUUUAUAUUGGGAUAUUAAAAAUGAGAUAAAACUUG
Corythoichthys intestinalis (scribbled pipefish) is the source of this 983-nucleotide messenger RNA. RefSeq names its product ubiquitin like 4A (gene ubl4a). Gene Ontology annotation, biological process: post-translational protein targeting to endoplasmic reticulum membrane; tail-anchored membrane protein insertion into ER membrane. The transcript has 4 exons. The coding region runs from base 135 to 605 and encodes 156 amino acids. Lineage: Eukaryota; Metazoa; Chordata; Actinopteri; Syngnathiformes; Syngnathidae. Gene Ontology annotation, molecular function: protein-folding chaperone binding. The record is from RefSeq and is a predicted model, not a curated record. Gene Ontology annotation, cellular component: BAT3 complex.